Molecule: messenger RNA, 3533 nt
Organism: Amphiprion ocellaris (clown anemonefish)
Lineage: Eukaryota; Metazoa; Chordata; Actinopteri; Pomacentridae
Gene: p2rx5
Product: purinergic receptor P2X, ligand-gated ion channel, 5
Exons: 12
Coding region: 121-1512 (463 amino acids)
Biological process (GO): response to ATP; monoatomic cation transmembrane transport
Cellular component (GO): nuclear inner membrane; plasma membrane
Molecular function (GO): purinergic nucleotide receptor activity; extracellularly ATP-gated monoatomic cation channel activity
Source: RefSeq, a predicted model, not a curated record
UCAUUAGGAGCAGUGCAGCUCUUGUCUCAGUGGGUUUGGCCCCUGCAUGACAAGUGAAGCAGCUGUAUAUAUGAGCUGGGAGCUGAACCCUCCGUCAGUGCUGUCCACGGUGCGGCAGGAAUGGCUGGCUGGGGCGGCUUCUUCAUUUCUCUCCUCAACUACAAGACGGAGAAAUAUGUCAUUGCCGAAAACAGGAAAAUCGGGAUUUUAUUUCGGCUCUAUCAGCUGGCCGUGCUGGGAUACUUAAUCGGGUGGGUGUUUGUGGUGAAGAAAGGGUACCAGGAGAGAGAAGAAGCCAUCCAGACAUCGGUCAUCACCAAACUUAAAGGAGUCACUCUGACCAACACUUCAGAGACAGGUCCUUACCUGUGGAGCGCUGAGGAUUAUGUCAUACCACCUAAUGGUGAGCAGGUGUUCUUCAUCGUAACAAAUUACAUCGAGACCCCUAAUCAGAGGCUGGGGCUCUGUGCUGAGAGUUUCAAGGUGCCGAAUGGACGAUGUCAAAGUGACGAUGACUGCGUGGAGGGGGAGAGUGUAACAGCUGGUCAUGGAAUCAAGACCGGCCUGUGUCUAAACAGCACGGGGACCUGUGAGAUUCAUGCUUGGUGUCCAGUUGAAUACAGCAGAAGACCCACAGAGCCGCGACUGAGCGAAGCAGAAAACUUCACCAUCUACAUCAAGAAUUUCAUCAGGUUCCCAAAGUUUGAAUUCUCCAAGUCCAACGUCCUUGAAACCUCUGAUGAGAGCUACCUGAAGAGAUGCUCCUACGACAAAGAAAACCACCCUUACUGCCCCAUCUUCCGCCUCGCAGAUCUCGUCAGCAGCACUGGAAAUGACUUCCAGGACAUGGCUGUUAAGGGCGGCUCUGUUGGGAUUCUGAUCGAGUGGAACUGUAACCUGGAUAAAGACGCCUCUCAGUGCAAUCCACAGUACAGCUUCACCCGUCUGGACAGGAACUUCAACAACUCGAUCACGUCAGGAUACAAUUUCAGAUAUGCCCGAUACUAUAGGGACGAAAAUGGUGAAACCUACCGCACCUUGUACAAAGUGUAUGGGAUUCGCUUCGAUAUAAUGAUCAAUGGCCAGGCUGGGAAAUUCAGUAUUGUUCCCACAAUAAUUGCUAUUGGCUCAGGUGUUGCUCUGCUGGGUAUAGGAGCUUUUGCAUGUGAUAUGAUUCUACUGUACAUGAUGAACACGAGCUCCUUCUACAGAGACAAGAAGUUUGAAAUCAUCAACUUCAAGAAAGAACGAAACAAAGCCAAAGACGGGAAAGCAGGACACCGAGAGAGGAGGUCCAGGAAACCAGCUGCAGAGAGAGAGGCGGCCAACUCCUUAAAGAAGUCAGAGGAAACUGAACUCACUGUGGAAUCUUCUCAUAGUGACGAGAACCAGCCGCCUGUGGAGAGACGAGGUCCCACCAUUCCACGCAACACAGGACAGCGAUACUCUGCCGCUCUGUCUCCCCAGGGUGCAGAGCCGAAGCAUCACAUCUCCUUCUCCUCACACAAUUAGGUUUGCAGGGAGAGCAAGACAAACCACCUGCCUGCCGUGGCCUCUGCUACGCUGCAGGAGGUGAACCAAAAGUCAGACUGAUUCUCACCUGCUGGCAUGGUCACUAGCAUGAGUGAUGUUUGCCCUGACUGAAGACGUGUUGGUCCAGGAGAAUGUUGUGCACUGUGAGAGAGGGUCAGGAUUCUGAUGUACGCAGGAAGGUGGCUGGGUGGGGAUUCAAAGGUGGGAGAUUACAAGAGGUCCAUUAGCAAUCCAAUUCAAACUAGCAGAGUGACACUUGUUAUAAUAACAAAUAAAUAGUGGUAAAAUGACUAAGACAUUAAGUGAAUUGCUUAAAAUUCCUUGUGCCCAAUUGGUCCAAAAGUUUAAUCUGGAUCAGAAUGAUCCAGAUUAAACAACACCGUGUUUUAUUAUCCAGGAUCAGGUAAUCCAUUCUGUGUAGGCUAUUCACACUGGACUGGAUCACUCUCAUCCAGACAGAAACCUUUCACGAUCAUCAAAUGUGGUCCAGCAGUGCUCUAAAUGGGACUAAAUAUCACAGUGGAGGUUAGCAGGUGGAACAGGCAGGUUGGCAUGGAGUCACUUUAAGUGUUUGAAUUUAAAGAGACAGAAAACAGCACAAUAAAACAUUACAUGCAUCUCAGUCCGUUUUCAAAUUCUUUUCAGCAGUCACACCCCUCAUUAGACACGUUUUAAAUCAUUUUUAAAGAAGGUGAAAAAUGUCCAAUAGGUACGAAUGUUUAGAGUUCUUCUUUUUUCUUUUGAAUGACCAAUUUUAAAAGGUUUGAUCCAAUCUGACAGCAGAAAUAUAAUCACAUUACUGCUGACCUGUUAGGGUCUGGGUGUCGCCUUAUGUGAUGGAAAUAAACUUGUUGAGAAAGCAGAACAAGUAGAUGAAGAUCUGUCUUUAAGCAUUUAGUGAGAGAUUGAGAGCAGAUAUAUAGUCACAUUCGAGAGUGGUGGAUGAGAACAGCUUCCGAAACUGUCAAACUGACAAAAAGCAAGAAAACUGGAUGUAUUUAAACCGUAUAUAUAUAUACCGCUUACCUAUGUGUGUAUAUAUAGAGAGAUAUAUAUACAGAUUGUCUGCCUUACGAAAAAAAGAAACUAGGUCUACGUUGACUGAAGGUUCAUCUGCUUUGGGUUUGGUUUUGUGGUUAGGAAAAUGUAGCUGCAAUAGCUGAGAGCAAAGGGACGUGAUGCAUGCUCAAAUGCAUUUUCUAAUCACACUUUAUAAAAACAAAGGAUUUGUUUUCUGUUUCCAUAUCUAUACUUACAGCUGUUGAUUUGAGUAAAUGUCCAAUUUUAGUAAUUAAUGAUGUCUCUCAGUUUUAACUUUCGGCCUUUUAUGAAUUUUCAUAAAAUCAAUUGUAGCCAUUUAUAUUUUGCUAAAACUUCAACACGGACCUUAGGCGAAGACUUUACAUAAAAUUAAUAGUGUUUACUAAAAAAAAAAAUUAUAUGAACGCUGCAAAAACAAAUCAAAAAAUACUAUGACAAAUUAUUUAGUGAACAUGUGUGUUUAAAAAAAAAAACGGCACUUGAAAGCAAUACACAAGAAAAUGCGUAAAUGGUCGUAAUUGUUGGUAUUUCAUUUGGACUUGUGAAAGUUCUUGUGUUACUGUUAAACACUGCUGCUACGUCUCCUGCUGUAUGGACAGUUUCUUGUGCUGAUUGUGACUUUGAUAUCGGUUGUGCGACGACUACGACACAAUCAUAUAUACAACAUAAUUCAGUGUUGAAGCUGAGGAAUGCAGCCUGUCAUGUAAUAAACAGGUCACUCUAUGCUGACUUAAUGCCAUCUGACAUUUCACAGUCUGGAAGCUCUGUUAUAAAUACUUUUUGUUGUUGUUUUUUUUUUUUAGUUUGACCAUCGGAGCUAAAUGCUAGGCCUCAUCCACCACUGUUUUUUCACUGGGUUGGGAUGAAACAUCCACAAAACUUGAAGGAUAACUUAACUGUUGUUGCUGAAUACCUACAUAAUCUGCUGUCUAAAUAAAGAAUCUUAAAUUUUUGAAAAA